CACAGGUCACCCGUCCGGUCAAAGUUGAAACAUUUCAAAUAUUUCAUCUGCUGCCGCUCUCUCUCAUAUGGAGAGGCCAGAGGCAGAGACUGAAAGAUUAACAAGAAGAGAGAUAUUGGCCAGGAACAAGGCAGAGGGGGUGCUAUACCCAUCCGGGCAGUACGGGCACAAGUUAACUUUGCCACGACCGCCAAGGGCUCCGUCCAACGAGUUGAAGCUGGCAGCUGUAGCCGUCGAUUUGAACGUACGGCCGAGAUCGGCGGACAUGCCUCCCAUGAUGCAAGAGCGUGCUUUCCGCUACACCAGAGCACUUCUAGACGCAUAUCCGGAGAAGAAACCCAGUCCUACGCACCUUGCAAUGUGCCUCAAGAAGGAAUUUGAUGCAACUUAUGGAAUGGCAUGGCACUGCAUCGUUGGGAAGAGUUUCGGAUCAUUCGUGACUCACUCCAAUGGUGGAUUUGUGUAUUUCUCUGUCGACAAGCUCUCUUUUCUUCUCUUCAAGACCGUGGUCCGACAAGUCAAGUCUCCUUCGCAACUGAAACUUUAAUGUUGAUGCAUAAAAAUGUCUCUGUUUUUAUGGCCUGAUUUAGCCAACAUACUUUUGGAUCUUACUUGGGAACUUGCAUUACAUUACAUUUACAGGUAUCGUUCUUAGAUUAGCCAUUGGGUUCUGCUCAGCAGGAUCUCUCUCUCUCUCUCGAUGAAGUUUCCAUUCAUCAAUAGAGAGAACAGUACUCAAUGUUAUGAGCCAUGACUGAAUAGCCAGAUUUUAAGUGAAAGUUA
Messenger RNA from Juglans regia (Persian walnut), 783 nucleotides. Its product is annotated as dynein light chain, cytoplasmic-like. Gene Ontology annotation, biological process: microtubule-based process. The transcript is spliced from 2 exons. NCBI's taxonomy places the organism in Eukaryota, Viridiplantae, Streptophyta, Magnoliopsida, Fagales, Juglandaceae. Gene Ontology annotation, molecular function: dynein intermediate chain binding; dynein light intermediate chain binding. The record is from RefSeq and is a predicted model, not a curated record. The coding region runs from base 68 to 547 and encodes 159 amino acids. Gene Ontology annotation, cellular component: dynein complex.